Molecule: messenger RNA, 4348 nt
Organism: Xenopus laevis (African clawed frog)
Lineage: Eukaryota; Metazoa; Chordata; Amphibia; Anura; Pipidae
Gene: gpr155.S
Product: G protein-coupled receptor 155 S homeolog
Biological process (GO): regulation of signaling; cell surface receptor signaling pathway; transmembrane transport
Cellular component (GO): membrane
Molecular function (GO): transmembrane signaling receptor activity
Source: RefSeq, marked provisional
UGGUUGCAGUUGAAGUUACGCAACGCGGGGCUGUAGGGCGAGUUGUCACUGCAGUGAGAGACUAAUUGGGGCGCCUCUUAGACCCGAAGUAAUAAUGGAUGCGACGAGGACGGAACCGCCAAAGACCUGUUACACGAUGCUGCUGAAAAGUGUAUCAAUAAUUGUAUCCACUGAAUUAGUACAUUGUAUCCAUUCAGAAUGUUCCCGUAUCACCGAGCUGCUGUACUGAAACACUAGACAGGUUUCAUACUUGAUUUGAUGAACAUUUAGAAAAAAAAGAUCAUGGACAUUGCCUCAGGGAUAGCGUGGAAGAAUUUCUCUUCUAGUGUCAAUAUGAAUAAUGUGCUUGGAGAUGGUGCCAAUCCGGCUAAUGCCACUGGAGAAUCUACUUCUAUGUCUAUUAACAGACUCUUCCCGGCUCUGCUGGAAUGUUUUGGCAUCAUUAUGUGUGGAUAUAUUGCAGGAAGGGCAAAUGUCAUAAGUGCAACGCAAGCCAAAGGACUGGGCAACUAUGUCUCCCGCUUUGCUCUUCCUGCUUUGCUGUUCAAGAACAUGGUGGUUCUAGAUUUCUCCAACGUCAACUGGUCAUUUCUCUACAGCAUCCUCAUUGCCAAAGCUUCUGUGUUCAUCGUAGUCUGCGUGCUUACGUUAUUAGUGGCUGAUCCACAGUCUCGAUUCAGCAAAGCUGGACUUUUCCCUAUAUUUGCUACUCAGAGUAAUGAUUUUGCACUUGGAUAUCCCAUAGUUGAAGCCUUGUACCAAACCACUUACCCUAAAUAUCUUCAGUACAUUUACUUGGUCGCUCCGGUCUCCUUAAUGAUGCUGAACCCCUUGGGCUUUGUACUGUGUGAGAUACAGAAAUGGAGGGACAAUCCAAAUGCUUCCCACAGCAAAUUCAAGAUAUUGGGACUUGCUCUUCUCCAUGUCUUCCAGAACCCUAUAGUAUUUAUGGUAUUUAUAGGCAUUGCCUUUAACUUUGUACUCGGCCAGAAGAUCCCGAUUUACUUGGAAAACUUCUUGGAUGGCCUGGCAAGCUCCUUCUCUGGUGCUGCUUUGUUUUACCUUGGUCUUACCAUGGUCGGUCAGACUGGGAAACUUGAGAAGUCAUCAUUUGUUGCACUACUGCUGCUUAUCACAGCAAAGCUGCUGGUGUUGCCACUUAUCUGUAGGGAACUGGUGGAGCUCUUGGACAAGACUAGUGACAUGGCUAACCAUACAAGUUUAACUAACUAUGCAUUUCUCUAUGGAGUGUUUCCAGUGGCCCCUGGAGUUGCAAUCUUUGCCAGCCAGUUCAACAUGGAAUUGGAGAUUAUUACACCUGGUAUGGUAAUCAGUACCUUCGUGUCUGCUCCAAUCAUGUAUGUCUCUGCCUGGCUGUUGACCAUUCCCUCAAUGGAUGUCAAACCUCUAGUUUCUGCCCUACAAAAUGUCAGCUUUGAUAUUAGCAUCUUGAGCAUACUUUCCUUGAUCUGGUCCCUUGCUGUCUUGCUUUUGAGCAAGAAAUACAAGCGGCUUCCUCAUCUACUUACUUGCAAUUUGCUUCUUUCUCAGUUAAUUGCCUGUGUUGGAAUGAUGAUGUGGAACUUUAUCAUACAAGAGAGAAACGUGGUGGGGCAGAUUCUAGUCUUUGUCAUUCUAUACAGUGCCCUCUACAGCUCUUAUUUUUGGACAGGUCUCCUCUCUCUGUCCUUGAUUUUGUUAAAAAAACGAGAUGGGAAAGUUCCAGUUGCUUUUCUAGUGUUGGUUGGAUGGGGUGUCCCUGUGAUAGUUAUGUCUGUACUACUAAUUGCUGGGGAGCGUGACCUAGACAAUUUCGACUCUGCUUUCUUCUAUGGAACAUCCCAGAUUAUCUGCACAGCAGUGAUCUUGUCCUGCAGUAUUUUGUUGUCCGGCAUCUCUCUUAUGUGUAUGAGUCGAAGUGGCCAUGAUGGGAACUACCAUGUGUUGCCUCGCUCUUCCCUAAACAACAGCAACCCGUCGGUCAACAACAUGGAGGAUUCAAAGCCAGACAGUCCUGCUUUGGCCAGUGCUUCUUCACUUUCAACAGAAAGAGAUUUCUGUGCUUGCAACAAGGAGAAUGGAGAUUUGUGUCCUUCUGUGGAGUCAGCAGCUGCACUGAAUAUAAAUACACCUCCAAGCAUUGAGGAAGCACAUGAAUGCCUCAGCCGAUGCAACACUCAGAGAUGUGUAUUAUCCCAGGAGGAACAACAGAUCAACAGCGGAGAUGCACAAAUGACCAGACAUGUCUUGCUCUGCUUAUUUCUUGUUGUCGGCCUCCUUGCUAACGUUUCUAGUUGUUUCUGGUGGCUUUUUAACAUGGAACCAGGGAGACUUUACGUUGAGCUUCAGUUCUUCUGUGCUGUAUUUAACUUUGGUCAGGGUUUAAUUUCAUUUGCAAUUUUUGGACUGGACAAGCAUUUAAUUAUUCUUCCAUGCAAGAAAAGACUUGAGUUCCUUUGGAACAGAAGGGAAUCUAAUGUGAACGCUGAAGAACCAACAAGCCUUCCUGAAGAUAUACGAAUGACAUGUCAUCAGUUUGUGCAGUACCACAAAGAUCAGUGUAUCCGGAAUAUAGUCAAGGAGAGAAGGUGUGGUGCAAGGACCUCCCCAGGGGUCUUCUGGGGUUCCGAUCUGGUGAGCUGGCUUGUUGAGGUGGGACUUGCUCCUGAUCGAGGUGAAGCUGUGAAGUAUGGAGAGAGACUGCUGAAAGGAGGCGUCAUCCAGCACAUUACAAAUGAAUAUGAGUUUAGAGAUGAAAACUUCUACUAUCGCAUGCUGAAGAAGAGAAGGGUACCGACCCAGAGCAGCUACUAGUGGCUGGGAAUUCUGCAAGGUUGCAGGGUUAUUCCUAAUUUAUUAAACUAGAUGUAUGGGCUGACUUGUGAGAGUGUUUACCUGCAAGUGCAGUAUCGCCCAUGUUGUUAUGUUUAUAUAAGCUUGACAAGUUCAGUGUCAUUUUGCCAAGCAUUUUUACAAAACUGCACUUGAAAUCACAGAAUGUGCCUGGCUCAGUUAUACUUGAAACAUGCAUUUAUUCUUAUCAGGCACUGGUAUAAGUGACAGAACCAUGCUAUAACAUAAGCCAUAUAUGCAGGCAAUUCUUAGUCAUGCAGGAAUGUAUUUCAUGGACGGACUAUAUGUCCAGAUUGUGAAACCCUUCUGUAUUCUGCAAGGUAAGCAGUCACAAAUGUGACUGUCUCUCUAAUUAACAUUCUCUAAUACAUUCAUUAUUGCCACAUCAAUAGUGAUGUAAUUAUCCUAUUCAUGUUUUGUCAAGACAGUUUCUAGUUUAUUCGGUUUGGCAUUACAGGAAUAUUUUUUUUUAUAAACACAAUGACUGAUCAUUAUCUUACCACUGACAAGGGGUAGAAUGAUAAAGGCAGACUGACCUGAGAAAUGACUGGUAGCUGGGAAGUGCUGGGAAAUGCGUGGUGGCUUCUUACUCCAUUUUUAACAGGUUACAUUUGUGUUGUUCUUGCCAUCAACUAUUCAAUACUCCUGGUUACAGAUUGCAUUACUGCAAGCCAUAGCAUUGGGAGGGUUGUCAGAUAAGGCUUAGGUUUACAGCAAAGUUGGUUCUAGAUAAAAGGGGUUGCUAGUGUGCCUUUCAAAGUGUAUUGUGAUAGUGUGAUGAUGUCCGUAAAAUAUAAUUUCCCCCCGUGAUUAAAAUUACUUACCUGAUACCCUGGAAUUUUGCUCCUGUUUGCAGAAAACUGUACCAGCCUGAAGUACUACUGUAGAAGCACCAUGUAAUGUCUUUCCACUGCUUCUAACCUUGGGCUGGGGGGGGGGCAUGUAUAGUUGAUUGAAAGCCAUCUUUUUUUGCUUCUGAGUUUGACUUUUAAUUAAUUGUGCAAGAGCACCUGGUAGUACCCCUGGCCAGUGCAGUCUUUAACGAACAUACAUGUGCUUGACCUUUAAAUAUGCAUUCUGAUUUUGUCUUUUGUAGGACUUGAUGGAAAUUACUAUUAAUUCCAAUUGUGACUGAUAUUAUUAGUCAUACAGAUAGGGCCUUAUGUUGUUCAUUGCUAUAAAAGCAGUGGAUCACAGAGGUACUUCCCAUUGAAGGUAAAUGUUGCCAGACACAACCACCUUUUUUAUCUUCCCUGUAGAAACAUUUUCAGUAUCGGUAUCCAAACAUUUGGAUUUGGUAUCCAGACCACUACAACACAAUAAAGCUUCCUUAAAAACAAAGUGUAGCCCUUUUAAGGCCAAUUUUAAGACUAAAAUCUGAAGUAAUUAACAAUAGAGACCUGAAUUGGGCAAUGUCACCAGUUACUGUCUGAGUCUUGAGAAAAGUGUCUGUCCAUGAACACAUGCCAGUUAUUAAAGUGUCAACAAAGAGGAA